AUGCUGACAGAAACCCCCGUACUAGCUUAUUUCGAUCCUGGAAAGGAGGUAGUAGUACAAGUGGACAGUAGUAAAGACGGCAUUGGUGCAGUUCUCCUUCAAGAUGGCAGACCAGUGGAGUAUAAUGACCAUAAACCGUUAGAGGCCAUCCUGAAGAAACCUCUUGCAAUGACACCAAAGCGCUUACAGGACAUUAUGAUGAGAUGGAACCGAUAUGACUUUGAUUUUGUAUAUGUCAAAGGAACUAAACUUACAAUUGCAGAUACUUUGAGUCGUGCGUAUCUUAAGAGUGAGGAGGGUAAUUUCAAUGAGAGACUAAGAAGUAUGUCAUUGAAGAUUGAUGAAACAUGUGAUGUCCCUGAUGCUCGUCUUCUUGAAAUCAAAGAGGCAACUGAGAUUGAUGAGGAAAUGCGGACGUUGAAGGAAACGGUAAUAAAUGGCUGGCCAGAGCAGAAACAUGAAACACCUCUAGGAAUUCGCCAAUACUUUGAUUUCAGAGACACCAUAUCAUAUAGUGAUGGACUGAUGCUGAAAGGGGAAGCUGUGAUAAUUCCCAAAUCCUUGAGAAACGAAAUGAAGACCAGACUUCACAAAGCUCUUUUUGGAUAUGAUAGUAUGUUGCGAUGGGCAAGAGGAACGAUAUUUUGGCCAGGAAUUAAUGCGCAUAUUAAGCAGUUAGCUGAUUGUUGUUUAAUUUGUCAAGAGAGAAAACCAAUGAACCAGAAGGCUCCAUUGAUGCAGCAUGCAGAAGGAUCUACUCCUUGGCAGAAAAUAGGACUUGACCUGUUUGAGCUGAAUGGAAAACAUUAUUUGAUUGCUGUGGACUAUUUCUCUAAUUUCAUUGAAAUUGAUUUGCUGACAUCUAUGACAAGCUCCAGAGUAAUAGCUUUACUCAAGAAACAGUUUGCUCGAUUUGGUGUUCCAAAUGUAAUCAUGUCUGAUGGUGGCCCACAAUUCGUAAGCCAACAAUUCCAAGAUUUUGCAAAGAAGUGGGGUUUUACUCAUGUUACAUCAUCACCAAUGGCAAAGCGGAGUCAGCCGUAA
Molecule: messenger RNA, 1044 nt
Organism: Ostrea edulis (European flat oyster)
Lineage: Eukaryota; Metazoa; Mollusca; Bivalvia; Ostreida; Ostreidae
Exons: 2
Coding region: 1-1044 (347 amino acids)
Biological process (GO): DNA integration
Molecular function (GO): nucleic acid binding
Source: RefSeq, a predicted model, not a curated record